UUUGCACGCUUGAUGUAAAUUCACCCAUUUUAUACACAUACUGUAAUUCUUUACAUCGUGUUAUAUACAUCUAUACAUUGUGUUAAAUAAAUUUAAUCGUUACGUUCGGAUGUGAUUGGUCAGUCCUAGCCAUCCAAUCAGCGCUCAGAAAAAAAAUCGACCAAUCGCGUUAGCGGAUGCUGCUCCGUGGUUUCUACACGUCGUUGCCGGGUACACGUGUUUGCUAUAGAGGUGUAGGUAAGCUAGAAAUGUCAGCAUUAGGACCUCUCAGUAACAGCAUGGCUACCCAGUCCUCUACUAUCUGUUCUGUAUUAACAAAAACUUCCAGACGACGAAAAGUGAAGCAGAAAAACAAGAAAUGUUUAAAGGUUUGCCAGAAAAUCCGCCAGGGACUUAAACGAAAGCAGAGUGAGGUGCUGGAGCAAUGGUGCUUAGACUCUCCACUGGAAAGCACACAGCCUUGGAGGAACAAAAGGACCAGAAAACUUGGUAAUACACAGGAGUCCGAAUGGGCAGAUUCACUGACCUGGGAAGCAGACAGUGGUUUCUCAUCAGAGAUCACUCCCCCCGCCAGCGGCCGGAGUUCCCCCUGCGUUGAGGUUCAGCCUUCCAUGCUGCUGGCUAUGGACUGUGAGAUGGUCGGGACAGGCGUGAAUGGACAGUUUAGUGAACUGGCCCGCUGUAGUCUGGUAAAUUACUCUGGAACUGUGAUCUAUGAUAAGUAUGUCCUCCCUUGUCGGCCUGUGACGGACUACCGGACACAGUGGAGUGGCAUUAAAAAGGAGCACUUGAUAAAGGCUUUGCCCUAUGAAGAAGCGAGAAAUGAGAUUUUACAGAUCAUUAAAGGGAAGAUAAUAAUCGGACAUGCUCUGCGUAACGACUUUGCGGCCCUGGGAAUUAGCAUAUCGCAUGAAAUGGUUAGGGACACUUCCACUUCGCAUCUAUUGCGACAGAUGCAUGGUUCUGUGGGUUGCAUAUCUCUAAAGAAACUGACCGGGACUCUUCUCAACAGGAGCAUACAGGUUGACAGCACUGGCCAUUGUUCUGUGGAAGAUGCUCUUGCGGCUCUGGACCUCUACAAGUUGGUGGAAGAGGAGUGGGAAAAAUCUCUACAGCGCCACGUCCAAAAUUCAGAUCCAAUCACUGAUUCGACAUCCUCUCUGAAGCACUACAUGCAGGAUGAAUACUGGCCUGAUAGUUUAACCGACUGCAGUGAGUGAGAGACCUGUAUGGCAUAGAAGCUUGGACUGAAACCUUACUGAACUUGCAUCAGUCCACUGUGUGGGCUGGUGGCAGAAUUUCCAGUUGUGAAGAAUCAAUAGGAGACCUUGGGUAUGUUUGAGUGUUAGCACUAUGGCCAGCUUUACUACAGGUGUAAACACAGACAUGGAGAUAUUAUAGACAUUAAACACUUUAAUGACAUUUUGAGGCGUUUAACCAUUAUAUAUUUCCAAAACAAACAAUUUGCUUGACAGGUACCAUAGUUCUUGGUGGCAGUCACACUUUUUGGUUAAUAUUAGAGACCAGUGUGCUGUUUACUGUGUUUCCCAACCUUUUUUUGCACACCUGUUUUAUGUAACCACAAUACACACCUUCAAACUCAUGAAUCUUUAGGCUGGUUUAAUGCACCUGGUGUUACUAGGACUCCUGUGGGUAAAGCAAGAAAUAGCUACAGUUGCAAACUUAUUCAACAGGUUUAUUGUCAAAAUUUACAGAAUUUCAGCUGUUUGCAAUGAAAAAUCAAUCAAAAGCCAUUGAAAUAGUUCAACACAACGAAUUCUUCAAGUGGUUUCCCCAAAUUCAACUGAAAAUGCAUCUUAUGACUUCUCCAGUUUCAAAAUUAUUCAACCCCUUCAUGGCAAACAUCUUUAGUACUUUGUAGAGCAGCUUUUUGCUGUUAUAACCUGUAGCAGAUGAGAUGCACAGAUUCUGGCAACAUUUCUGAAGAAUCUUAACCCAUUCCUCAUGAGCAAUGGCCUCCAGUUCAGUAAUAUUCUUGGUUUUGUGUUCUGCAACCGCCUUCUUCAAAUCCCACCAGAGAUUUUCUAUGGGGUUCAAGUCAAGUGACUGUGAUGGUCCUGUGGAAUCUUCCAGGAUGACUUCUACAACCAAGACAUGGUGGAACUUGAGGUAUGCUUGGGAUCAUUGUCCUGUUGGAAGGUCCAGUGACGCCCAAGCUUCAGCUUCCUCACAGGCGGCAUCACGUUUUCUCCUACGAUUUCCUGAUACUUCAAUGAAUCCAUCUUGCCUUCCAGAUGCUGCAGGUUUCCAGUGCCAGAGGAUGCAAAGCAGCCCAAGAGCAUCACCGAGCCACCACCAUGCUUAACUGUGGACAGAGUGUUCUUUCUUUAUUCUUCUUCCUCUAGACAUACCACUGAUCCAUCGUGCCGAAAAGUUCCAGUUUUUUUUCAUCGCACCACAGAACAGAAUCCCAAAACUCCUGUGGCUUAUUUAUAUGAUUUUGAGCCGACUUUUCUUGUGCUUUUGGGUCAGUAGUGGUGUACGCCUUAGAGUUCUGGCAUGGAAACUUUCUGCAUUUAGUACGCGCCUUACUGUGCUCACUGAAACCUCAGUGUCUGUUGCCACCAAGUCUUGCUGCAGGUCUUUUGCAGUCACUUGAGGGUUUUUCACAACCUGCUUUCUCAGAAAUCUGGUUGCAGCCGUUGAUGGCUUCCUUUUUCUGCCCCGUCCAGGUAUUUAAUGUAUUUUCUGCCCAUAGACAGUUCAGGUAUCUCAUGUGUUCCAGCUCAAGCACACCUGGUGCAACUAAUGAAGCACUUGAUUAGUUGCAUGCUUGAGACAACACCUGUUUUGCAUAUUUGUGCUGUUGUGAGGGAUUCUAUUCAGGGGGUUGAAUAAUUUUUUAACUGGAGAAAUCAUAAUAAGUGGCAUUUUCAGUUGAAUUUGGGGAAACCACUUGAAGCAUUUGUUGUGUUGAACUAUUUCAAUUGCUUUUGUUUGAUUUAUUCAUUGCAAACAGCUGAAAGUCUAAAUUUUCACAAUAAACCCGAUUUACAAUGGAGAUUGAAUAAUUUUGAUUGCAACUGUACAUUUGCUUUAGUAAUGACAAAUGUUCUUACCUCCAAACUACAUUACACAGAAUGGGUAUACUUGUUCUCAUAUGAAGUAACGGGUUACUGUAAUUUUUUUCUUAAGACUUGAUGCAACUCACAAGCUUGGUAAAGAUUCCUGGGAGUAACUGCAACAUAGCUAAGUGUGUGUGUGUAAAAUAUAUAAUAAUAAUACAUUUUAUUUUUAAAAAGCACCUUUUAUGACACCCAAGCAAGGA
Ictalurus furcatus (blue catfish) is the source of this 3289-nucleotide messenger RNA. RefSeq names its product interferon stimulated exonuclease gene (gene isg20). The record is from RefSeq and is a predicted model, not a curated record. The coding region runs from base 177 to 1220 and encodes 347 amino acids. Gene Ontology annotation, molecular function: exonuclease activity; nucleic acid binding. The transcript is spliced from 4 exons. Lineage: Eukaryota; Metazoa; Chordata; Actinopteri; Siluriformes; Ictaluridae. Gene Ontology annotation, cellular component: nucleus.